AGUUGCAGUCACACUGGCAAACAGAUGUUACUCUCAGUGGAUUUUUCGUCGUGUUCGCUUCGUUACGGAUAUUGGAAUCUUACUUCUCAAGCCAACAAAUACCAUUGCAAUUUCAAAAUUUGCUCCAACUUAAACAAAAGCUAAAAUACAAUAAAUAAAGACACAUACAAAACAUUGAAUUGCCAAAAGUUCGAAUUGGAAGUGGAGCUGCAGCGCGCAAAUCCAGCCUUUCACACAUACCUAUCCUAUUAUCGUAUGUGUGUGUGUGCAUAAGUGCAUUGCAGGUUCCAAUUUCUUGAUUCGUCGUGGGUGUUUUUAUAUGCAUUUCAUUUUUUUUGUUGUUGUUUUGCUGCAAUAAUCAAUCACAUCAUUUUUUGAAAGUUACUACAAAGUGUGAAUGUUCGAAAUAUACAAAUAAAUACUCGAUAACCGCUUGAGCGAUAUUUUUCAAUUGCAUUUUGGGUGCAUUUGCAUUAUCCCCGCGCAGCAGAAGAGAACGAACACUCUACAAACACACGCUCAACCAAACCAACCAACUUACUUAUAUACCUACGAAUUUCAACGCCAAAAGCAAGUUGCCAAACAUAAAAAAGAAGAAAAAAAAUUAAAACAGGCUCCAGCAAUUUUCAGCGUGCCAACAUUGCUGCAUAUUGGUCUGGUUGUUGUUGUCGCCGCCAGUGUAGGCCGCCGACGGACAAGAGCACAAAAGGCAAUCGAAAAGUACACACGCUGUGAACUGACCUGACGGCCGAUCAGAGACUCAAAACAACAACAAGGAACACUCAAUCAAUCAAUCAACCAAAUCUCAAAAACACAGCGAAAAGAACUCCCAAGCACGGCUCCAGAAAAUUUAAAAAAAUAGAUUACAAAUAAGGUAGAGAGAUAGAUCGAGAUCGAGAGAGAGAGAGAGAGAGAGGGGAUAUUGAGAGAAGAGAAACUUAAUUAUGGAGCUGGAGUCGAACAUUAAGAAACAUGCCAAUGGCGUCGUCUGCAACGGCACCGAUUCCAAGGAGAGUUCCGUGGAACGUGAGCUAAAUGAUGAAAUUGAGGCUGUCGAACUCAAUGGUGGCGCAUCCAAUGGCCAUCAUCUUCAUGGCGGGAACAUGAAGAAACCGCUGCCCGUCGGAGAUGGUGGUGCUCACGAUGGUCGCAUCAAACGCAAGGCAAAGCGCCUCAUCCAAAGACAAAAUAGCGGCAGCGGCACAGGCGGCAGUGCCAGUGGUGGCAGUGGCAUCUCAACAACAUCGCUGCUGACCAAUGGAGGCAUCGCUACUGCUGUUGGCGGUGGCUCACCAAAUUCCGGUGGCAAUAAUGCGGCGACGGUAUCCAUUCUGGCCAAUGGUGUACUGCCCGCCGCAACUGGUUAUGUGGUGCCGCAUCGUCGCUGGAAGAAUAGCCGAAGAUCACGCAAUUUGACUCGGGGUCGGGGCUUGCCCAAAAAAGGCGGCGCCGGUGGCAAGGGGGUUUGGGGACUGCCCGGCUCGGAGGCGCUCGCCGAGGUGUAUGAGGAUGAGAAUGAUCCCAAUUAUGAUAGCGAGUGUAACGAUCGCAAUGUGGAGCUGCGCGAAGUGAUUACCGAACUGACGCCCGAGGAGUUCUUCAAGCUCGCCGAGCCCAUUGUUCUCGAAUACUAUGAGCAUGGGGAUACCCAUGAGGUGGCCGUCAGUUUCGAUGAGAUACUGCAGAGUCCGUUGCGGGAGCAUAUCACCAGCAUUCUCGUCGAGAUUGCCAUGGACCACAAGGAUUCGCAGCGCGAGAUGACAUCCGUGUUGAUAUCCGAUUUAUAUGGUCGCGUCAUCACCGGCAAGGACAUCGAGAAGGGCUUCAAUAUGCUGCUUGACAAUCUGCCCGAUCUCAUACUGGACACGCCCGAGGCACCCGUCAUGCUCGCCAAUUUUAUGGCCCGGGCCAUCGCCGAUGAUUGUAUGCCGCCCAAGUUUGUCAGCCGACCGGAGGAGCAUCAGCAUCUGAGCGUGUAUUCCGAGCAGGCAUUGCGACGUGCCGACGCCCUGAUCCACAAGCAGGUGUGGGCCCAUCUCGACAAUGUGUGGGGCAUGGGCGGACCACUGCGACCGGUGAAGACCAUCACAAAGCAGAUGACGCUCCUCCUUAAGGAGUAUCUAUCGUCGCGUGACGUUGCCGAGGCGCAACGCUGUCUGCGCGCCCUCGAGGUGCCCCAUUAUCAUCACGAGCUCGUUUAUGAGGCCAUUGUCAUGACCCUCGAAUCCCUCAGCCAGACCACCGAGGAGGCCAUGUGUGAGCUGCUCAAAUCGCUGGAUCUAACAUGUCUCGUUCUACCGGCUGGCAUGGAGCAGGGCUUCAUGCGCGUCUACGACGAUAUGGCGGACAUUGUGCUCGACGUGCCAUUGGCGUAUAUAAUACUCGAUAGAUUUGUGGAGCGCUGUAAUCGUGCCGGCUUCCUAACUGACAAGAUAAUCAACAAUGUGCCAUCCCGUGGACGCAAGCGCUUUGUAUCUGAGGGCGAUGGGGGUCACAUUAAGCCGGCCUCCUUGCCGAUGCGCGACUAAAAAGGAGCGUGGAUUGAUUGAAUUCUCUCCGCUUCAAUUGAAACAGAAACACAAACAUCAUCAACAACAACAACAUCGACAUUAAACAAUAUCACAAAAUCAGCGACGCAAGCAAUCACAGCAGCAGCAGCAACUACAGCAAAACAUCAGAUAAGAUACGAAAAAGAGAGAAACGAGAGAAGAACAACUAAAAGUAAAGUGCGAAAAUUGUGUAUUUAGUGUUGUUUUUGUUGUUGGACCAUCUAUACAAGAAAAAGUGGACAUCCAUCCUCAAAGAAAGCAUGAAUAUGAAGAUGAAGAUAAACGAGAAGGGUAGGGAAGAAAAGAAAAGAACCGCAAGCACAUAACAAACAACCAACCAUCAAUCGGAAAUUGAUCUCCGUUUAAACUAUAUGAAUAAUAUAUACAUACAUACAUUUAUCUACAUACAUACAUAUAAAAUUUAUUUUAAAAUAUUUGUAAAAAUAAACAGCAAGACCAGCGGCAAUUGCAACAAAAGAUAAAAACAUCGGCAAAAGCCGAAUGAAUAAAUAAAAUCAGCAGUAAACACAGACACACACACACAAGCACACAUCUAUAGGCAGACAGACAGAAACAGCUUACAUACAUAAGCAGCAGAACAGAGAGGAAAAGAGCAGGGAUCCCGAGCGAAACACACGAAACGUGCUGAGAGUAAAUUUCGUCGGAGCUGCAGCCGAAACUGCAAAUGCAUGCAUAUUUACUUAUACGGAACUGUUAUACACCCACACACAGUUACACUCACAUACACACACCUACACAUGAACACACAGACACCGUUAUUAUUACUAGGCGUAACACACAACUACAAUUUAAUAUGAUAUACAACAACUACGUUUAAGAAGAAUCAUGAAACAUUAAACAAAAAAUGGUAGUUUCA
Molecule: messenger RNA, 3426 nt
Organism: Drosophila grimshawi
Lineage: Eukaryota; Metazoa; Arthropoda; Insecta; Diptera; Drosophilidae
Gene: Pdcd4
Product: programmed cell death protein 4
Exons: 4
Coding region: 945-2528 (527 amino acids)
Biological process (GO): negative regulation of DNA-templated transcription
Cellular component (GO): cytosol; nucleus
Source: RefSeq, a predicted model, not a curated record